Medicago truncatula (barrel medic) is the source of this 2414-nucleotide messenger RNA. RefSeq names its product protein INVOLVED IN DE NOVO 2. NCBI's taxonomy places the organism in Eukaryota, Viridiplantae, Streptophyta, Magnoliopsida, Fabales, Fabaceae. The transcript is spliced from 8 exons. Gene Ontology annotation, biological process: gene silencing by siRNA-directed DNA methylation. Bases 197 to 2119 code for a protein of 640 amino acids. The record is from RefSeq and is a predicted model, not a curated record.
ACAGUGUAUAGCUGAACAUAGCAGAGAGAAAGUGAUUCCAUUGUCAAAUCCCUAAUAUUUUCAGAACCUCAUCAUUUUGUUUUUAUGACCUAAACUCUCUUGUAGAGAGCGUUAGGUCAUACUUUCUUUUUCCAGAUCCAUUUUCAUUCACCUUCCAAUUUUUUCUUAGGUGGUAUAAAGGCUAGGAGAAACUACAAUGUCUCAGAGCUCUGAGGAGGAUACUGAUAUAAGUGAUUCUGAGAUAGGUGAGUAUGAGGAAAAAUGUUAUGAAGAACUGAAAAGUGGAAGUCAGAAUGUGAAAACCUCGGAUGAGAAGUUCACUUGUCCAUACUGUCCUAAGAAAAGAAAACGGGAUUAUUUGUACAACGAACUCCUACAACAUGCUUCUGGCGUGGGUCAGAGUAGUUCACAGAAGAGAAAGCCAAGAGAAAAGGCUACUCAUUUGGCUUUAGUGAAAUAUUUGGAAAAGGAUCUGAUGAAUAUAGAUACUCCAUCAAAACCAACUGAAAACUGUGCUGAUAACGGUGACACAGACACUUCUAUUGAUUCUGAUGAGCAGUUUGUGUGGCCUUGGAUUGGAAUUAUAGUUAAUAUUCCCACUAGCAGGGCACAAGAUGGGCGUGCUGUUGGGGCGAGUGGUUCCAAGCUUAGGGAUGAGUAUAGACGCAGGGGUUUCAAUCCAUAUCGAGUCAAUCCUCUAUGGAAUUUUCGAGGUCACUCUGGAACUGCCCUUGUGGAAUUCUAUAAAAACUGGCCCGGCUUAGAUAAUGCACUCGCAUUUGAAAAAGCAUAUGCAUCAGACCAUCACGGGAAAAAGGAUUGGUUUGUUAAUACAGAGCCAAAGUCGGGUCUUUAUGCAUGGGUUGCCCGAGCUGAUGACUACAAAAAGAACAAUAUCAUUGGUGAAUAUCUGCGAAAGAUGGGCGAUAUCAAAACCAUACCUGAACUUCAGGAAGAAGAAGCUCGAAGGCAGGAUAAACUCGUGUCCAAUUUGACCAACAUUAUUCAGGUCAAAAAUAAGCACUUACAUGAGAUAGAAGCAAGAUGCACCGAGACUACAGCCAAAAUGAAUUCUGCCAUGACAGAAAAAGAUCAGCUCAUUCAAGCUUAUAAUGAAGAGAUAAAGAAAAUACAGUCAAGUGCUAAGGAUCACUUCCAAAGGAUUUUUAAUGAUCACGAAAAGCUUAAGUCGCAACUGGAAACUCAGAAAAGUGAGCUUGAGUCGCGGAGAAUCACAUUGGAAAAGCGUGAAGCACAUAAUGAAAGUGAAAGAAGAAAGUUGCUAGAAGAGAUGGAGGAGAAUGCAACGAGAAAUAGCUCUCUUCAGAUGGCUUCUCUGGAGCAACAGAAAGCAGAUAUAAAUGUUAUGAAACUGGCUGAAGAUCAGAAGAAACAAAAAGAACAGCUCCAUGCUAAAAUCAUUCAGCUUGAAAGACAACUGGAUAUGAAACAAAAGCUGGAACUGGAGAUUCAGCAACUAAAAGGAUCACUAAGUGUGUUGAAGCACAUAGAAGAUGACGAAGAUGUAGAAGUUUUGAAGAAGGUAGAUGAUUUGCAUAUGGGUUUAAGGGAGAAGGAACAGUCACUUCAAGACUUAGAUGCACUGAACCAAACACUAAUCAUCAAGGAGCGUAAGAGUAACGAUGAGCUGCAAGAUGCUCGAAAAGAAUUGAUCAGUGGCAUUAAAGAUAUAGGAACUCGAGUCCAUAUUGGUGUGAAGAGAAUGGGGGAACUUGAUACUGGACCGUUCCUUGAAGCUAUGAAGAAAAGAUAUAAUGAGGAGGAAGCUGAAGACAAAGCAUCAGAACUAUGUUCAUUGUGGGAAGAGUAUCUAAAAGACCCAGAUUGGCAUCCAUUCAAAGUUGUCAUGAAUGAAGGGAAAGAAAAGGAAAUUAUUAAAGAUGAUGAUGAAAAGCUGAAUGGACUAAGAAAAGAAGUGGGUGAAAAGGCAUAUAGUGCCGUGGUGGCAUCUUUAACGGAGAUUAAUGAAUAUAAUCCUAGUGGGAGAUAUGUAACCUCAGAGUUAUGGAACUAUAAAGCGGGAAGGAGAGCAACUUUGCAAGAAGGAGUGAAGUUUUUGUUGGACUACUGGAAACGCAAGAAGAAAGGAAUGUUGUGAAGGAAUAGUCAUGUUGCAUUGUCCGAGAGAAUAAUUUGUGCAUGGCGGCUGGUUAGCAUGUAUCCAUAUUUGUAGAGCUGCAAACCGAAGAUUAAGGUUGUGCACAAAGCAAGUAAUUUAUGAUCAUGUUAAACUGGUUAGUUUCACUAGACAAUUAGACUGUCUUGCUGAGACUCAAACUGCUUUUGUAGUGUCUGCCUUUGUAUUAUCUCUAGCAUGGGAGAAGACAUGUGUUAAACUUGUAUGACUAUAUUAUUUGUUCUUUAUUAACAUGUUUUUCUUUCUGUUAGUGAGA